Branchiostoma belcheri (Belcher's lancelet) is the source of this 1446-nucleotide messenger RNA. Its product is annotated as cytochrome c, testis-specific. The record is from RefSeq and is a predicted model, not a curated record. Gene Ontology annotation, biological process: mitochondrial electron transport, cytochrome c to oxygen; mitochondrial electron transport, ubiquinol to cytochrome c. Lineage: Eukaryota; Metazoa; Chordata; Leptocardii; Amphioxiformes; Branchiostomatidae. Gene Ontology annotation, molecular function: electron transfer activity; heme binding. The transcript is spliced from 3 exons. Gene Ontology annotation, cellular component: mitochondrial intermembrane space. Bases 147 to 482 code for a protein of 111 amino acids.
CAGGGCCGUUUUGUAAGGCAUGUCGUACUGCGCCUGCGCACGGUCAGAUUGACCUUCACGAAGUUUCCGCACGGGAUCUGUCAGGACGCCGGUUGCUCUCGUGUUUUACUCAACUUUCUCCGCUUUCAGCGAAAAAACCCUACACCAUGGCCGAUGCAGUUAAGAACGGGAACCCUGAGAAGGGGAAGAAAGUGUUUGUACAGAAGUGUGCCCAGUGCCACACAGUGGAGGCAGGAGGCAAGCACAAGACCGGCCCCAACCUCAACGGUCUGUUCGGCCGCAAGACGGGACAGGCGCCUGGCUUCUCUUACACCGACGCUAACAAGAACAAGGGAAUUACAUGGGCUGAAGACACCCUGUGGAUCUACUUGGAGAACCCUAAGAAGUACAUCCCGGGCACUAAGAUGGUCUUCGCUGGGCUGAAGAAGAAGGGCGAGAGAGCAGACCUCAUCUCCUACCUCAAGGAGUCCACCUCCUCAUGAUGCCGGCCCUGAGACGUCUUCUCUUCCGCCCCUGCUUCUUACUUCUUACCCUCAUCAAGCGGUUUUCUUAAGUAUUCUAUCUCUGAGGACAGAUGAUCCAAACUCAAGGUGUUCAAGGAAUGGGCCAACUUGUUUUGUUCUCCACUUCCUUUUGCACCUUUUCCUUUUAGUAAAUUAUUGCCACGGCUUGUUUUUUAGUCUUCAGGCUUGUUGCUGUACAGAAAUGAACUGAUUGUCUUGCCAUGUAGACAUGCUUCUUUCUUUUUCUCUGGACCCACAAUGGCAGCUAGCUAAGCAAAACCUUUUCGGUUGAUCAAUUCUUUAAUCGGUUUGUUCCUUGAUACUUUUGGAGUUUGAAGUGAGUUUUCUGUAAGGUGGGUCAUCAUGAAGUCACGAACUGAAAUUCUAUUGAAUAAACCUAGAAUUUUCCUGGAAUAAGUAAUAGAGAAAGUCACUUCAAAUUUGUCUUCAUAGGUUGAAUACUAUAGCAGACUGCUUAGUUUUAGAUCGCUGAAAUAUUUUGAAAGUAUGAUAUUGUGCUUUCUCCUUUGGAGUAAAUUUUGUGUGAAUUAAAUUAAUGAAAUAUCAGGAAAAAGUGAAGUUGUUUUAAAUUAGAUUAUGGGCAGUAACAUAUGGCAUGACACAAAAGUGGGGUGGACUAGUAAAAAGUGGGGGUUGGUUCUUUUUUAAAAAAAUAACAAUGGUCCGAAUUUCUGGGACACCAUUCUUGAAUACAAAAUAAUUUUUUCAGUAGAUUUAAAUCAGUUUUGAAAACUGGUUUCUGGAGAAAAAAAUGCAUCUACAUUUCCCUACUAGUCCACCCGUGAAAUAUGGUUGAUAUGAAGCACUGUGAAAUGUGUUACAACAACUGGAAUUCGCUGUUCUUUUCUGUGGUCUCUGUAUCUUAUUUUCAGGAGUGCAGUUUGUCCUUCUCAAGUAUGUAAUAAACAUUUUGCUUGUAGGA